CGCAGACGCUCGUUGACGCGUGCGAGCAGUGCAAUGAUUGAAUAACGUGUAUGUGUACAUUAUUUUGCAACGCUCGCUUCGGUGUGGUCAGCAUGUUAUCCUUAGCAUGGGCAGGGUCAAGCCCUAUACUGAGAAGGAUUCCGGAUAUCACCAAAAACACCAUGAGUAAUUCAGAACAGCUCUUAAGCAUAAAUGAUCACGACUUCACAAUGAGGCCUGGCUUUGGAGGACCUGCUGUUCCAGUUGGAGUUGAUGUUCAGGUGGAAAGUCUGGACACGAUCUCAGAAGUUGACAUGGACUUCACCAUGACCCUGUAUAUUAGACACUACUGGAAAGACGAGCGCCUCUCUUUCCACAGCACCACCAAUAAGAGCAUGACCUUUGACGGGCGCCUGGUCAAGAAGAUCUGGGUGCCAGACAUGUUCUUUGUCCACUCCAAGAAGUCUUUCACACACGACACCACCACAGAUAAUGUCAUGCUGAGAGUCUACCCCGAUGGCAAGGUGCUCUACAGCCAAAGGGUGACAGUGACAUCAAUGUGCAGCAUGGACUUGAGUCGCUUCCCUCUGGACACACAGACCUGCUCCCUGGAGAUCGAGAGCUAUGCGUACACGGAUGACGAUCUGAUGCUCUACUGGAAGAAAGGGAACAAUUCCCUGAGCACUGAUGAAAAUAUCUCCCUCUCCCAGUUCCUCAUCCAGGAGUUCCAAACCACCUCAAAACUAGCCUUCUACAGCAGCACAGGCUGGUACAACCGUCUGUAUAUCACCUUCACCCUGCGACGCCACAUCUUCUUCUUCCUGCUCCAGACCUACUUCCCUGCGACUCUGAUGGUCAUGUUGUCCUGGGUGUCCUUCUGGAUCGACCGCCGGGCCGUACCGGCCAGGGUUCCUCUGGGUAUCACCACGGUGCUCACCAUGUCCACCAUCAUCACUGGAGUCAACGCCUCCAUGCCCAGGGUUUCCUACAUCAAAGCUGUGGACAUUUACCUCUGGGUCAGCUUUGUGUUUGUGUUCCUAUCGGUGAUAGAGUACGCUGCAGUGAACUACCUGUCUACGGUGCAAGAACGGAAGGAAAAAAAACUACGAGAAAGGCUGCCCUGCACCUGUGGCAUGACCCACCCGGGCGUGAUGGGCAGCUACAGCGAGGAGGACGUCAACAACACGGGGAACUAUGGCUGUAUGCUCGAGGAGAACGGCGCCAUGAAGCAGCAGAGGAUGAUGGUCCAUCUGGACAUUGAGGAGAACAACCAAAUCACAGGACAUGUGGGCUCCAGUGCCUACAGCAGCAUGUGGGUCGACACCCACGCCAUAGACAAGUACUCCCGGGUCAUCUUUCCUGGGUCGUAUACUCUGUUUAACAUCAUCUACUGGUCCUGCUACCUUUAAAGAUGCACAGAAUGGAACGGAGGUCGUUUCCCCAGAUAUAAAACACAGAAAGUGUCACAGCAUGUUGCUACACUCUUUAUACUGUGACACUUUCUAUGUUUUAAAAGUUCUAUAUUUUUUAAAUGUGAUUGCUGACAUGCAAAGCAUUUUGGGACUGUAUCAACAGUGGACUAACGCAAAUACCAAAACAUAGUUUUUGAGCGGUAUUUUCCUUUAAGUGAGAGAACAAAGCUAUACCAAAUAAUUUCUGUAACAAUAAGUACAUUAUUGUGCAGUUUAAAUGAGAGUAGCAUCCAGAAUUGCAUGUCUUGGCAACUUUGUAAAACGUUAAUGCAAUGUCUAUGAAAACAGUGUCCAAAUGGUUAUUUCAAACUGUGCUAUAUAAUUUCAGGGUAUCAUUUUGUGUAUUUUGGUUACAAAAUGGACCACUACACCUAUUUGAUUUGUGUUCCCCCUUUUCUGGAUAUGCUUGAAUAUGUAUUGAAUAACAGUACUUGUACAGUGUUUUAGCAUGAAUCUGUUAACUGGUUAAAAAUUAUUCCAUGCAUUUCUUUCCGUUUCUGCGCACCCUUCUCAUUUAUUUUAGUGUUUGAUUCAACAUGUGGGACAGGUUAUUGACAUUUUUAUUUUGUCAUUGAUUUAAAUGUUUUCUUCUAAUGGCUGUUUGUGAAUUCUGUACAUUAUUCUUACAUUUAGUUAAUAGGCUACAUAUUUAUUAUAUGAUGAUGACAGCUUCAUUCACGUGCAAUGAAAUCUACUGGACUAACAGAUUGAAGAAAACCCUAAAUAUUAUUAUCAGUAGACUUUUGUCAGAUUAAUUAUUACAUUUCCUGAAAAGGAGAUAAAGAUAAAGAGAUAAAAAAGUUAGGGUUACUUGCGUAACCCCGGUAACCCCGGUUCUAUGCUAAUAUGAGUGAGACGGGAUUCACGGCUCUAUGGACUCGAAGAACCAAUCGCGCAACAUCUGUUGGAGACAGACGGGUCAAGUGGCGAAUGAGGUGAGCCCCUC
Molecule: messenger RNA, 2397 nt
Organism: Oncorhynchus tshawytscha (Chinook salmon)
Lineage: Eukaryota; Metazoa; Chordata; Actinopteri; Salmoniformes; Salmonidae
Product: gamma-aminobutyric acid receptor subunit rho-1-like
Exons: 9
Coding region: 51-1388 (445 amino acids)
Biological process (GO): monoatomic ion transmembrane transport; regulation of membrane potential; nervous system process
Cellular component (GO): neuron projection; GABA-A receptor complex; synapse
Molecular function (GO): GABA-A receptor activity; neurotransmitter receptor activity; extracellular ligand-gated monoatomic ion channel activity
Source: RefSeq, a predicted model, not a curated record